This is a messenger RNA of Schistosoma rodhaini, 3456 nucleotides long. NCBI's taxonomy places the organism in Eukaryota, Metazoa, Platyhelminthes, Trematoda, Strigeidida, Schistosomatidae. The record is from the annotation of a GenBank genome assembly.
AUUUGGUAUACUUUAGUGUUAUACAAUGUCAGUUAUGUGCAAAUCGUUCUUAUUCUCAUUAUUCAUCUUAUCAAUAUUCAUUACAAAGAUGGAAUUUUCAGGUUCAAACUGUAAAGAAAAAGGUCAAGAAUGUUCAAAAACUGUAGCUAGUCCAUGUUGCGGUAGUCUUGUAUGUAAACUUGAUCGAAUAUUCCAUGGAAAAUGUGUAGAUUGUAUAGCUUUUGGUUUGUUCUGUUUAUCAGGUGAUGAUUGUUGUAGUAAAAGAUGUCUUUUCUUUCAUUGUUUAAAAUAACAUAGAUAAACUUACAUUUAUACAUUCCCCCUUUUUAUCUGUUUGAAGUGAUGAGGAGAUGUGUGGUGUUUUUUCUUCUUUUUUUCUUCUUUUUUUUUGAAGUCAAAGAAGUAUUCACUUCUAUUCAGUUGUUAUUCUAAAAGGGGUCUGUUGUCAACAUCUUUUCUGAAUAUUUAAAAUUACACUCUAAUUCUCAUAACAUUUUGUUUGUUACUCUCUUUGUCGGAAGGGGGGGGGUUGUGGAGAUCAUAGUAAUUUUAUAUAGUUGCUGUUAUAUCUAGAACUUUGAUUCUUACAAUGCCGCCUACUAGUAGACUAUUUGGACGAUAGAACCCGCAACGUCGCAAUAGAGAAAACAGAAGACUAGUAAGUAGGAAAUUUUAUUCCCCAAAACAGUGUAGUACAGAAAUCUCAUGUAUUUAUAGUUUUUUUUGACUGAGAGUAAAUCAUCAUUUUGAACAACCAAUAGGCACAUAGGGGAUCAUUCUUAUCCAUCCAAUGGGGAAGCUAUACGUCGACAUUCUAGAAUAUUCCCCUAGCAGUAAUUGGAUGGAAUGUUUUCGGCUCUUUCUAACCUUCUUGAGGCUUCCUAGAGUUUACCAACGAGCCAUCCUUACAAUUAAGAUCAUAAGUUAAUCAUGAGUUCAACUAGGUCUAUUGAAAGAUAUCAACUCACUGAAGACAUUGGUGAAUGGUUGUAUUCCUCUCUUUAAUCUUAGAAGCAUAAAAUAAGAGUAUCAUUUAUGAAGUGUUAUUCAGAACAGGUCUUACAAAAGGUUGUUUCCUAUAAAAGUGGCUCGAUUAGAGUCUAAACUUGUUUUAAACGUAUAAUUUUUAAUAGUUGAGAUCAUGAAUCAAUUGAAGCUAGAUGACCAUGGAAAACUUAUCACCAACAUACUUUUUUUUGAUGAUCAUUGAGAUCAGAAGACUCCACAUUCAGUGAAAGUCUUCUAGCAGUUCAUAUAGAGAUGAAUAGUAGUUCGUUACUAUUAUUAAAUGUGAGUUUUAAACAGUAAACGUCGGUAAGGUAUCAUAUAAAUAUAUAUGAAUGCAAGGAUUGGAAAAGUAAGGACAGCAUUCCUAUAAUCGAAUAACAUAUGGGACUUAAAACAACUGUCAAUCAACAUCAAAAUCACAAUCUUCACUAUGAACGUGAAGAUAGUUCUACUAUAUGGAGCUCCAACGUGGAGAACUACCGUAACUAUGAUCAAAAUGGUACAAUUAUUUAUAAAUAAUUAUCUCCGUAAGAUACUGAAUGUCCGUUGACUGGAUAUCACCAAUAACAGCCUACUACGAGAGAGAACAAACCAACUUCCAAUAGAAGAGGAAUUUAGGAAAAGACGUUGCAAAAGGAUAAGAAUUACAUUGUGGAAAUCAUCAAACUGAAUCAAGAGGAAAGUAAUAACUUGCAAUCCUCAAAGGAGACACAAAGAACACUGUUAUAUCCUAGUGAAGAUUAAAUUACGGAUAAAUUCCGAGGACUAUUAAUAGACUAAUAUUAUAUGUAUAUUCUUAUUGUAUAACUACUCAGUAACUAGAUUAUGUACAUCUAUAUUCCUCCUUAUAAUAAGCUUCAUUUUGACCUAUAGAUUAUUAUUAUACGACUUACUGUUCUUAAGUUAUGUUCAAUUUAUUGAUUACAGUGUCCCACUUUCACAGCCACAUUUUGGCUUGAUCUUGUAUGAAUGUUAUUUUCUAUUUUGUGAUGUAAUGUGAUAUGGUUCGGUUGUAUAUAAACCAGACAUGUUUACAAUCAGUAAUUUGUAUAGUAUAAUCUGGUAGUAAUGUUAUGGACUCAACUGGUAGGGCUAGGCGUACAAAGUACCAAUGAGAACGCUAGGCUGCUCAUACCGGUAGAAUUUCAUUGGUUCAGCAUAGUACUAAGGUGGAGAAAUUCCAACACUUCACUUUCAUCCGUAGUUUGUGCUGAUUAUGUCGUUCAGAAGAACAAUGAAAGCUCCACGACCAAACCAUUCAGUUCAGAGAACAAAACUCCAUUAAAAACAGGAAUAAGAUUGUAUAACUCGUAUUUCGAUUGACGAAUAAAUCACGUGAUAAUUAGUCGUCGUUAGAGACACAACAAACAAAUUGUGUCGUUAAUUGAAAGGAAAUAUGAAAAGAAUAAAUAUCAACUGGAAACAACUUGAAAGGAUUAUCCAUGCUAAAGUUGAAUUAAGACUUCUGCUGGUUGAACUGUGUUCCUCGAUGAGUGUGGGAGGGGGAGGAUAACAGGCGUAGGGAAAUACAUCUGAUUACCUUAUUUUCUAUUUCUUAUGCUUAUUUAUCGUUUAUUAUUAUUUCAUUAAAACAGUUAUCAUCACUGGUUGUUAGCUAUUAUCACAACAUUCAUUGAAUCAUUUCUUAUGUUCCUACAUCUUGGAGUAAUUGGAACAUUCAGACUUAUUGUUAACUAGAAUUUCACUGUAUAAUGAAUUAGUAGAUCACCGUAAUUUUCUAUUACUGUAUUUUCUUUACUGUAAGCUUUUUUAUUAUUACUUCCUAAUGGGAAUUUUUUAACGAAAUUAUCUGAAUAGCCGUUAUUUCGUAAUAUUUUCUUCAGUGUAUCUAUUUCUCUAUCUACACUGUCUUCAGAACAUAAUAGUUUGGCACAAACACAAGCAACUGGCUAUCAGGACUCAGUGGCCGAGUGGACUGGGUUCGAGUCCCAGAGUGGACAUCAACUCUGAGAUGCAGGUACAUCCAGCUGACGAGUCCCAAAUAGGAUGAAACACGCGUCCUGCAUUCCACUGCUAGCCACUAUCCAUCUCUGCUUACCAUAAUAGUUUGAUUUUGUGGAUGAGAUAUUUAACCAAAUUUAUUUUGUAUUGAAGUGGUGUAAAGCUAUUGUAAUAAGUAUACUGACCAGUCCAUAUAUUCUCUUUAAAUAUACUUCGUUUAAUAGAAUCAUCUAUCCUUUUAAGAAGUAAAACAUCAAGGAAAGCUACACUAUUGUCGUUUUCCUUUUCGCUAGUGAAUUUAAUAGCUGGGUGAACGUUGUUGGAAAAGUCCACCAUCUCUUGUUUGUCAAUAUUUUCGUCACCCACUAUUAGUGUGUCAUCUAUGUAUCGGCAGUAAUAAUCUAGCUCAUUUAAGAUGUCUUUUAACGAUCCAUUUUCUACUUUGACAAGAGAAACGUUAGCAAGGAUUGGACCUUGGGGUUAUCC